Cladophialophora immunda is the source of this 1800-nucleotide messenger RNA. Its product is annotated as HAD phosphatase, family IIIA. Gene Ontology annotation, molecular function: phosphatidylglycerophosphatase activity. NCBI's taxonomy places the organism in Eukaryota, Fungi, Ascomycota, Eurotiomycetes, Chaetothyriales, Herpotrichiellaceae. The coding region runs from base 41 to 736 and encodes 231 amino acids. The transcript has a single exon. The record is from RefSeq and is a predicted model, not a curated record.
CAAACUCGCUCCAAGAACGAAGAUCACUCGGUCUUUUGACAUGCCACUCUUUUCCAAUGUGCCAGCGCUCCGCCUCACCCUAGCCUACGCUCUGAACGAGCCAUCGUGCCUGCUCCCGCACCGAACCAUUCCAACUCUUCUCCCUCUCCCACUACCAAUUGGCCCUUGGCUUCCAUCUGUCAACGCCGCUGGCAAGAAACCCACGAUCCGUGCUCUUGUCAUAGACAAAGACAACACACUAUGUCCACCGGAGACGGUUAAAUUACAUCAUGCAUAUCUGAACAAGAUCGCAAAGAUCAAGGAAAGCGACGAGUUCAGCCACAAUCCACACAGCAUCCUGAUUGUCUCCAACACUGCAGGAAGCUCCUCUGCGCCAGAACAUGAAGCUGAAGCCAAGCAGUUGGAGAAGGAGCUUGGCCUUCCGGUCUUGAGACAACACCCUGACCGCAAGAAACCAUUCUGCGGACCGGAUAUUCUACAAUAUUUUAGGGAUCAUGGUGUUACGCAGGACCCCAAGGAGAUCGUAGUCGUGGGGGACCGAUUGGCCACCGAUGUUCUCCUGGCCCGUGAGAUGGGCAGCUGGAGCAUUUGGACCAGGGACGGCUGGCGCAAUCCCGAAAUGCCCGGGCGAGACUACAGAGGCUUCUUCAGUAGAAUAGAGAGCCGCUUCGAACGAUUUAUGCGAGGUGGGCUGGGAAGGGCAGCUCCCCUACCAAAGACUGUAUCACCACCAUGAGGAACACAGAAGCGGCCUAAAGCAACUUCGACGCCAGCUCAACGCUACCUUGAGCUACCCAUGACUAGGAUCCUUGACGCCUUGCUGGCCGAUGGUGUGAAUGAUCGCUGGGGCUCUGCUAUGCUCAGAAACCCCAUGGUUCUCAACGCUUCAUCAAUUGAUCCCCAUCGACUGAGCUUCCCGAAGUAACAGUCGGCGUCCCUGUGGCCGAGGAAGGGUAUGCAGGAAGAGACUUGGUAUCGCCCAAGGGCGCAGAAAUCACUGCUGGCAACUCGGACACAUUCGCGGGAAGACCAACCUGGCUGGUACUCGUAGACUGCAAUCUGGCCAGCGGCGAUUCGGCUGGGCUACCGAACGGUAUCGAGUUUGUCCUGGCCAUCAAGUCCCUUUUGACCAAGACGCUGUUGUCGGACGUGACCCUCCUGCUGACGAUCUCGGCCACGGCUUCCUUGAGCGAGAACUUGUUCUCCUUGACUCUCACGUCCAUCCUGCCGGAGAAGGGGACCCUCGUCCAAUUGCUUCUGUCUUCGACUACCGGCAGCUCUGCAUCACUUCCGUCUGGGGUAGCCGCAAACAUCAUAAACCUCACGCCCUCAAAGAAGACGGUAUGGCUUGACCCGGAGUUGACGAGGCACGUUGCGCGUUUCAGGUCGAUUUGAUGCCGCGAGCACUUUGCCCGGGUGGAAAUGAUGGCCUCGAUAGCUUCAUCCCUCCCGAUGUUCCGCUCCGACUCGUUCUCAUUGUCUGUGAAGUCUCGGGAGAAGAGACUGUUGAGAUUGGCGCGGCUCGGGUUGGCGUUGUCGUAUUCGAGGAACAGCCUCUUGAGGCAUUGGAGGCCUUGGGGCGACUUGGUGGUGAUGGCGUGGUAUGAGGCGGAGUGGUCGUGGAGCUGGACUUUGCUCAUGCUGGACACGAUCCACGAACAAGCUGCACUGUUUACUCGGUCCUCCGUACUUUGGCGCCAGUUUUCGGUGCCUCUCGGGCAGUUCGUAUCUCUGAUAUGUAUUUCCAGAGUAUAUCCUAACCUAACCUUGAUCGAACAAAGAUGCUUGUUAUGGCCACUG